Jatropha curcas is the source of this 1314-nucleotide messenger RNA. The record is from RefSeq and is a predicted model, not a curated record. Lineage: Eukaryota; Viridiplantae; Streptophyta; Magnoliopsida; Malpighiales; Euphorbiaceae.
GUUUGAAUGCUGCUUCACAGGAAAACAAACCUCCGUUUACAGGACUCUUUACAUUUCUAGAAAGCGAGAGAAAGAAAAAUCUUAGGUCGGAGAAACAAAAGUUCAAAUGGCUUCUUUCGAUUCCUUUGGCAUCGACGGUGAGGAGAUUCACACUUCCAAUCACAGAUCCUUUGAAGAAGAGGAAGACGAGACCUACGCCAACUUCGGUUCCUACUCUAACUUCACUCCCACCGGCUCCGGUGACUUUCCUGGUGGAGAUGUCUCCGUUGAUCACGUCCCCGCCUCUUCUCCUGAUAUUUUUGGAUUUGGAUCUUCCUCUGCUGAUGUGGAUCCGAAUCCUAGCUAUUCACAGAGUCCAUUUAGCCCGAUCCAUGUUGAGAACGGCAACGGCAACGGCUAUAAUGUAGCUGGAGAUGAUGUUUUUGCAUCGGAUGGACCGGUGCUUCCUCCACCUACCGAGAUGGAACCCGAGGAAGGUUAUGCCCUUCGCGAGUGGCGGCGCCAAAAUGCCAUUCAUCUUGAGGAGAAGGAAAAGAGGGAGAAGGAGCUGAGGAAACAGAUCAUUGAAGAAGCUGAGGAGUAUAUAAUUGCUUUCUACGAGAAAAGAAAGCUUAAUGUGGAGACCAACAAAACUACUAACAGAGAAAAGGAGAAGUUAUACUUAGCCAAUCAAGAGAAAUUCCAUAAAGAAGCAGACAAACAGUACUGGAAAGCAAUAGCGGAGCUCAUUCCUCGCGAGGUUCCUAAUAUUGAGAAGAAGAGAGGCAAGAAGGAUCAAGAUAAGAAACCAUCAAUAACUGUCAUCCAGGGCCCAAAGCCUGGAAAACCUACUGAUCUUUCAAGGAUGCGCCAGAUACUUGUAAAGCUGAAACACACACCCCCACCUCACAUGAUGCCGCCUCCACCUGCACCUAAAAAGGACGCCAAAGAUGGAAAGGAUGUAAAAGAAGCGAAAACUGAAAAAGAUGCCAAAGAAGGAGUAAAGGAGCCUGCUUCAUCUGCUAAAGAUGCCACUUCAAUUGGUUCAUCACAGCCUCCCAAAGAAGAGCUUCCUCCUACUGGCGAGCAAGCCGCCACAGAUCCCGAGUCAACACCAACUGCCUAAUUGCGUUACCUCUGUUGCACUAGCUUUUUCAACUUUGUAUUUUCAACUUAGUAUUUUCUAUAAUCUUUUCUGAUUUUGUUCUCUUAUUCCUUGUUUUUGUCCAUCGAUGGCCUAUGAUUGUCUCUUAUAUUUGUAUGGGGAUUUUACAGUGAGUUUUAUUAUUCUUUUUAUGGGCAUAUUGCAUAAACUGGGAUUUUGAUAUUCUUAGA